AAACGAGACGAUUUCUUAAAGAACUUUUAGGUUAGAAACACGAAAAAACGAAAGCGAAAUAUCAUUUUUUGGCUCAUUUAUCGUAUUUUUAAAUUGAGCGCAGGCUUAAAACUGCUUUGAAAAUAGCGAAUUAGGUCCAUACGCCAGUUAAAAAUGCUUUAAAAAUAGCGAUUUAGGCCUGAGUAAAGGCGGCUUGCAGUUACUUAUAAAAUGUUGUUAAAGUCAGCGAGUAUUUUGAUUCUGUAAAUUAAAGACAAUCCAGUGCAACAAACCACUUCCUUACCUCAGUUGUGUGGUGUCGUAUUUACUUGCGAGAAGCCGUAGCCUCGGCCAUUACGCUUUCAUUUGCUACGGUGUAUUUUGUUUCUUUCAACGCUGAGGGAACACGAACAGUCAUCUAGCGAUGAAAUUCCUGAAGUUCGUUGUAUCCAUCCUUCUCGAACCCAUGUUACAGAAAAAGCGAGCAGGUUCGAUGUUCGCUGUAUCAGUAUCGACUAUAUUUCUUUCGUGAACAGCUGAUAUAAAUUAAAGGAAGGCACCUCCACUUGCACAGUACGAGGACAAACAGUCAAAGACGUCGUAGCCUUUAACUGAGGUAGAGCAUUCAACAAUCGAGAAGAAGAUUACGGAGACGUUUUUACAGCGGUGAAAAGGGCUUUGACGUAAACGAUAGUGUAAGCCUACUCUUGUAGAAUCGGGUCAGUUUUCAAGUGAACGCGACCAAGAAGAAACGAAACCCACCAGGGACCCAGUUGAUUAAAAAUCCAAUGCAUGUUUUCGUGCAGCGUAAAACAUGCUUAAACAGAAGAAUAAGUGAUUGUGAUGUAAAGUUUUCGGAACGUUAACGAGUCAAGUAAAAUAAAAAUGAUUUUUUGAGCCACGUAGUGUAGUGUUGUAGAAGAGAGACUGGUAAGCGAGAGGUAUGCGAAAGGUAAGGGGUUCGAGACCAGCAUGAGUACAAAGAAAAAAAGAAAAAAAAAAAUGCGUAAGGACCCUGGGUAGUAUGGCGGAGAAAAAGAGAGAAGAAUGGAGUUUAGCCAAGAAGAGAAUCGGCAAAAAGACAGCGCACAAUGAAAUCCUCUUUUAUUCAUACAGCAAGUAGUAAUUAUCGGCCAUGUAUAUAUUCAAUGCCUUAGGGAGUUGCUUUUGCCUUCAAAUACAAUAGAGUACAUACAUAAUUAAUCAUUCUGCAUACAUAAUAAAUGUAUAGGGUAGCCUGCGAAAAUAGCCGUCCUUCUUCGCUCCCCGCCCGAGUGGCGUUUCGCCGGGAGCGAAGAAGGACGGCUGUUUUCGUAGGCUAUGUAUGGGGCUAUAUGGAAAAAUUUCCCUCUUUUCCCUAAACGUGUGUCACAAAUAUUUCUCUGUUUAUAUUUAUAAUACUAACUAAUGUAAACCCUGUAAACAGUGCACAAUAAAGAAGUCGAAGUUGAUGUUAAAGUUUUCAGAAGAUUAAACUUUCAGAUUAACACUGAAUUAUCUGGCACACUCGUCACUUGAUCGCGGUCUUCUGGAACUGACAAAACUACGGGUGCGAAUUGCUUCAUUUCAUGCGACACACACAGAAAUACGUGUCAAGUCAAUAUAUGAACACACCUGGCAUAAAUUAAAGGAAGUGGUUUCUAGACCUUACCUAAGAGAGUUUAUUGCAAUAACUGGAAUCGCAGUAACUGUUUGUUCAAUAUGCAUGAAAGUGUCGUUGUCUUUGUUUAUUACCGAUGAGAAAAGAAGCACCAGAUCUAGAAUAUAGCUUAUACUAGCGGCCAGUUUGACUCUCAAUUUAACUCACAAUCCUCUCGAAAUUGAAUGUAAUGAAUAUAAUCCAAAUUACUACAUGUGGAUAAAGAUUCCUUCUAAUGAAAGAACGAGCACGACGUAGCCUUUUUUGGUCUUAGAGUGGAGAUAGCCACCAAACUUUACGUUUGUUUGUUUUUUUUUUGGGGGGGAGGGGGUAACGACUGGUAUAAGAUAUGUCAAGUCGUUCACCUCUUCUGUACUCCUUUUGUUAGCGGACUCACUUGUGUAGAAUUACAGAAUCACAAUAAAUUUCGCUAAAAAAAAUUAAAGGUAUCUUGAUACUGUCAACAUAUCUGGCUGCAAUAUGGAAUUUACUGACUGGUUAUAUCCCCUUUUUGUGAUAUAUUACGCAGGCAGGUUCCAGAAGCCGAUGAAAAGAAAUUUAGGCCAGUUUGGUGCUAUGGUCUUGUGUGAAACCAAAAGAAAUCCGCUUCAUUAUAUCGGCUAUGGCUGCUGGUGUGGAUUUGGAGGAAAAGGAACGCCUGUGGACGAGAUUGAUCAAUGUUGUUAUAUACAUGACCGAUGUUAUGAUAACAUAACAGAGAAAGGCACUUGCCCCUUCGAAAUAGGAGUUUACGCUAAUGUCUACAAGAGAAAAGACUGCACUCGUUGUGCUGAGAUAUCUAUCUUUGGGAACUCUCGUUGUGAGAAGGAGCUGUGUGAAUGUGACGCAGCGGCAGCACGAUGCUUCAAGAAGUACGACUCCAAGUUCCAAGAUCGAUACAAGAACUACGAUAAAUCAUCAUGCUAGACACAAAGAAAUACAGUGAUAUAUGUUGUUGACAAAAAUAAAAGAUGAUUGUUCUGGAAGAUCAAAUAAAAUAAUCAUUUGGGAUUGCACGGAUCAAGAUUUGGUUAGAUAUUGUGGUAAAGCACUUUUCUUUAGUGUUAGAGGAGAUAGAUAUGUUAAAUUUCCAAUGACUUUCUCAUCUUGUCAUCGAUUAUCCCUUUUGCAAGUCAAAUAAAUGAACAGGGGCUUACCUGUUUAUGGAUCCACGACCGAACUCAAAAUGUAUCAAGUAUACUAGACCCAGUUGUAAGCUAACAAACUUUACUGUAUUGCCAGGGGAGGUUCGACAGGAAUCCCAAGGUACACUGCGGAGUCUCAAUUCUGUGAUGAAAAUUUGUUUCGCUUUUUCGUGAAAACUGUUUGGAUCUUCCUGCAAAACUCAUGGCAGCUUCUUCAUUAAUUCGCUUGUGACAUCAUCAUACAAGCGUUUUCAAUUUCUCUAUUUUUUCGUGGCGUACCUGUAAACUAGCUUUUUAGCUAAGCGUAUCGACCACGUUAAAUAUAUUGAUUGAUUGAUUGAUUGAAUUAACUGUUUCGCAUCAAACUCGUUUUUAACGUGGUUGCGCCACUAUGAUGAACAUUUUAUUUCUUUUUCAUUGCUUCCGGGAUAGCAUUGUCAUUACUUCUUAUAUCUAUGCGUUGGAAAGCUCGCCAAUGUCAGUUGUUUUCUUUCAUUUCUACGACGGAACGCUUCUAAGCACGAUAAAAUAAGCUCAGCUACUCUUUUCACUCUCUUUCGCCAUAUUUGGUCUCACUCAGGCAUAAUAAUAGGAACAGAAAUCUAGUUACAAAUGCAUGCGUGAGAUUGACUAAUUUAUGACAAACGGAGUCGAGAAGAGUGGAUUCAGGUUAUGAAGAAAUAACUGGGCUGAAUUUGAAAUUAAAACAGAAAACCUUUGUCCGUAUAAUUUGUUGAAAUAUGUUAUUUUCCAUCUUAUUGCGCUAUUACAUCAACCUUUCUUCGAACAAGCGAUUGACAAUUCGGAAGGCUUUUUCACAGUUUGUGAGAACUGAUACAAAAUGGCUUGCUAGAGAGUGGCGUCUGUAUUAAU
This is a messenger RNA of Orbicella faveolata, 3636 nucleotides long. RefSeq names its product phospholipase A2-like. Lineage: Eukaryota; Metazoa; Cnidaria; Anthozoa; Scleractinia; Merulinidae. Gene Ontology annotation, molecular function: phospholipid binding; calcium ion binding. The record is from RefSeq and is a predicted model, not a curated record. Gene Ontology annotation, biological process: phospholipid metabolic process; arachidonate secretion; lipid catabolic process.